This is a messenger RNA of Anguilla anguilla (European eel), 3447 nucleotides long. RefSeq names its product delta-type opioid receptor-like. Bases 278 to 1417 code for a protein of 379 amino acids. The transcript is spliced from 3 exons. The record is from RefSeq and is a predicted model, not a curated record. NCBI's taxonomy places the organism in Eukaryota, Metazoa, Chordata, Actinopteri, Anguilliformes, Anguillidae. Gene Ontology annotation, cellular component: membrane; neuron projection. Gene Ontology annotation, molecular function: neuropeptide binding; beta-endorphin receptor activity; G-protein alpha-subunit binding. Gene Ontology annotation, biological process: sensory perception of pain; G protein-coupled opioid receptor signaling pathway; neuropeptide signaling pathway.
UCACAACAGUCGAUAAAAUGCUAAAACGCGAUUGAAAUUGAUCAGGUUGAACUGACUGCUUCACAUAGGCUCAAUAGCCCCGUCCCGAAAGGCUUGGGAUCUGUUGCAGCACAGCGCGUUUACAGCUUGACAAGCGAUUGAGGACGACGCUGUGCCAGACGAGAUCCUCUGUGCUAUACUCCGCUGUGUCGCGUGUGUUGAGGCAAUAGGUGGCAUAAGCGGAGCAAUAAUCGAAUAGUUCGAGUGUGUGUUAGGCUAGCCGACAAAGCUUCACACCAUGGACAGCUUCAACAAUGCGUCAGACUAUUUGUAUUCGACUAUUAAUGCUUUUGUGGCUAAUAGCACUGUUUUCUGUCGAAACUUCAGCAACGACGUGUCUCUUUUCGGAGCGAACGGGUCCGAAUGGGACAGGCCACAAGCUUUGGAUUCGACUCCUGUCAUCAUCGCUAUUAUCAUCACUGCGCUUUAUUCUGUCGUCUGUGUCGUGGGGCUGAUUGGCAAUGUGCUCGUCAUGUACGUUAUUAUCAGGUAUACCAAAAUGAAGACAGCCACCAACAUCUAUAUCUUCAAUCUGGCCUUGGCUGAUGCCCUGGCCACCAGCACACUGCCAUUCCAGAGUGUCAACUACCUUAUGGGUACCUGGCCCUUUGGGGAUGUGCUCUGCAAGAUGGUGAUGUCCAUCGACUACUAUAAUAUGUUCACCAGCAUAUUCACACUCACCACUAUGAGCGUGGACCGCUAUAUUGCUGUCUGCCACCCUAUUAAGGCCCUGGACUUCCGCACACCCCGCAACGCCAAAAUCAUCAACGUCUGCAACUGGAUCCUGUCUUCAGCUAUUAGCCUCCCUGUUAUGAUCAUGGCCACCACUGCCAUCGACUAUAACGCCUCAGGCAGCAUUGACUGCACACUGAUCUUCCCACACCCCUCCUGGUACUGGGAGAACCUGCUGAAGAUCUGCGUCUUCAUCUUUGCCUUCAUCAUGCCCGUCCUCAUCAUCACUGUGUGCUACGGCCUGAUGAUUCUGCGGCUCAAGAGCGUACGCAUGCUGUCCGGCUCCAAGGAGAAGGACCGCAACCUGCGCCGCAUCACCCGCAUGGUGCUGGUGGUGGUGGCCGUCUUCAUCGUCUGCUGGACGCCCAUCCACAUCUACGUAAUCAUCAAGGCACUGGUCAACGUCCCCGGCUCCCUGCUGCAGUCGGUUACCUGGCACUUCUGCAUCGCCCUGGGCUACACCAACAGCUGCCUCAACCCUGUGCUCUACGCUUUCCUGGACGAAAACUUCAAGCGCUGUUUCAGGGAGUUCUGCUUCCCCACUGCCUCGGGCCUGGUGCUGCAGAGCUCCACCCGCACCCGCAACCUGCACCGGGAUGGCAACUCCAGUGGCCUCACCCUGGAGCGGAGCAACCACCAGGUAUGACUAGCCCGGGAGAUGUCCUCCCUGGACUCCCGCUGCCAGCCAUCCAAUGACACAAACUCUGAGGUCACCCAGGUCACCACCAGGCUCUGACAUUUUGGUGGACCCGGCUGUGGUGUAAUGACAGGGUCGAUAAAUGAUUCUGCACAAAGACUGGUCUGCUCCUGCUGAUGUGAUUAUUUGAGCAGCCCCUCUGAAGAGAUAACUGGAGCAUAGACAUAUCAGGGUUUUUCCUGGCUCAAAGUAGGGCUUAGGUGGUGACUUUGUGUGACAGUGACUACGGUUGAUCUGGCUUUACUGCCACCGUCAAUUUGACGUGCCAUCUCCCUAUAUUUAGCUACAAUUAGAAUGGAAAGUUCUGGUCUACAAGAGACCACCACAGUGCAUUGUAUACUGAAAAAACGGAAUGCAUAACAAAAAUAGAAAUUGAAAGAAUUAAAAUAUUUAUUGGAGGGUUACAUAUUGUAAGUGCCAGAACUGGAAAAUACAGCCUGAAAGAUUUCCAUAUUGUAAUCGUGGUCAUUCAACAAGAAUAGUGGUAUUUAGAAUUUUUGAAAUGUGUUUCAUUUUUUUCACUAAAAACGUAGGGUACAAUAUUAAAGCCUUUUCAGAAUUUUAUUUCUCAUUUCAAUCUGCACAGAUAGGCAAAAACUGUGUAGUUUAAUGUCAUAUAAUUCAUUUAAUUGCACAAUGGAUAAUCACAUAAUUCUAGUAUUUGUGUAGAAUUUCCAAAUCCUGAAUCAUUUCCCAUUCAUUCCAUUGAGAUUGCAUAUUUGCAUAAACCAUUAGCGCAUAUUUCGGAUAUUUUAAUGGAAUUUUGUCCAAUUACAUCGCAUAAUGAUCAAUAAAUAUAUGUUAAAAGUCAGCAUAUGUGGCAUAAAUGAACCAAUAAUUUCCCUAUGAACACACAAAACCACAAAAAAUUUGAAAGCAGAUGCCUAAUUGGCAUGCACUGUCAUUAGCACUGUCUGUUUCACAAAGUUUUGUCUGUAUUCUGCAGCAGUUAAUUUAGUGUGUCUAAGGUUGCACGUAAAAAAAUUUAAAACUUGAAAUGCAGUAUCAGUCGUGACAAAAUUUUACAUUUUUCAAUGCAGGAGAAUCCCUGCAUGUGCCAUUUCAGAAUUUAAGCAAAGGCACAUCUAUGUUACUAAGCAACAGCAGUAACAUUUUAUGUAACAUAUUUUCAUAAAUGGAAUUGUUUUGAGUGCACAUUUGUAGAUUCUGCCAGGUGAUGACCUCGGGUUAGUUGACGCUUUUCAGUGAAAACAGUGUGAUACAGUUUCUCAAGUAUUGUCCUUGGGAUCCUGUGAUUUGAAAUGCCCACAAUGUUUCCUCAUACUAACCCUCAUUUCUCAAAUUCAGUCUUGACCACAGUUUAUAAUUCUUACAUUUUGGCCUUUACAUAUGUUUGCAAAUAUUUACAAAUGUUGCUGCAUAUGAUCGUCAGUGGCUUUAAAUAGUGUACAUGCGCUUCAAUAUUUUCUAAUGAUCUGUAUAUGUGUUUCUUGAUAUAUUGCUCGUGUACAGUCAAUGUGAAUUUUGCACUUGUUACUGUUUUUUUUACAAGGAUGAUUGGUAGAACAUUUUAGUUGUUAUAAAUGUACCAAUGAACAUUCUUAAAAAUACAGUGUGAGUUGUUUCAGACUGCACACUGGUGCCUUUAUUAUGAACAUUUUAAUUGAUAGAAAGUAGUAUUAAAAUGUAUAUACAGUAUUAUUGUGUUUAUUAUGAGUGCAAGAAACACCAGUGAAGAUUGCCUUUUCAUGACAAUACAUGUUUUUGUGAUAUUGAGCAUUCUUAAGACAGUGUGGUUCCACAUUGCAUAAUAGUUAAUAUACGAUCAAAACUGUUUUAUUUUUGUAUGUUUUUUUUGUUUUUUUUACAUCUGUGUGGUAUAUAUUAAGAAAGAAGUAACAUCUGCAUAGCACAUACAGAAAGUAUCAUUCUUUUUACAAAUGGGAAAUGUGUUAACCUUUGAUAUUAUUGUGAAAUUCAUGGAAUCGUCUAAAUAAAAUAACUGAUAUUAAAGCUUA